Molecule: messenger RNA, 7136 nt
Organism: Phalacrocorax carbo (great cormorant)
Lineage: Eukaryota; Metazoa; Chordata; Aves; Suliformes; Phalacrocoracidae
Source: RefSeq, a predicted model, not a curated record
CCGGGCUGCCAGCUGCCUCCAGGCGGCAAGGCCGAGCACGGCGCCCCGCACCCCCGCGGCGCGUCCCGGGCCAGCGCCGGCCCCUUCCUCGCUCGGGGUGAGGUGCCAGGGCCCGGCACCGGCACCGGUCUCGGCGGGCCGCGGAGGGACCCGUGCGCAGCGGCGCAGGGGGGCCGGGGCCAGGAACCCCGGGGCCGGGCGGCGGCGGCCAAGCAGGGCGGGGAGGCCCCACAGCCGGUUCCCUCUUUGCCAGGCGCGUGAUUGGCGGCAGCGGCGGAGCUGCCUACCGCCGGCCAUGGAGCCUCCCCUCCGGCCCUCGGCCCGCUCCGCUUCCUGCUGAGGAAAACACCUGUCCGGAGCCGGGGCCGGGGCCGGGGCCGGGGCCGGGGCCGGGGCCGCGUCGCUGCGAUUUCUUCUGGCAUGGAUUUGGGGGAUUAUGAACAGCCUGUUGUUAUGAGAGAGGAAAACAAACGAAGGAGAAGAAGAAUGAAACCUCAUUGUACAUCAAGUAAUUUGUCAUCAAUGGAACUGAUAUCCAUUGAGUUCAUUUUACCUACAAGCAAUAAACAUACUAAAGUACCGGAAAUGAUGGUACUCGAAAUAGCUGGCAACUGUACAGUUGAGCAAAUGAAAGCACAGAUUUGGAUGCGUGCAAUAGAGAUGAGUCAAACCACAGACUUCUACCAUGCAUUCAGCCCAGAUCAAUUUAUUCUGCAGUAUCAGAAGAAAGGGCAAUGGUAUGAAAUUUAUGAUAAACAUCAAGUAUUACAGACAUUGGACUGCAUACUGUACUGGAAAGUGUUACAGAAAAAGGUAGGCAAGAUCUAUGUUGUCCAGAAACAAAAGCCAUCAGAAGAAGUUCAGGAAUUUCAGCGGCAACUUAACGAUUUAAUUGGUUAUGAUGUUACUGAUGUAAGCAACGUGCAUGAUGAUGAACUAGAAUUUACACGUCGCAGAUUAGUCACUCCACGAAUGAUAGAGGUAGCCUGUAGAGAUCCUAAAUUGUAUGCAAUGCACCCAUGGACUACAUCUAAGCCACUCCCAGAAUAUUUAUUUAAAAAGAUCACUAAUAAUAACAUUUUCAUAAUCAUACAUAGAGGAACAACUAGCCAAAAAAUUAAAGUGUCAAUAGAUGACACUCCAGAUAUGAUUCUCCACAGCUUUUUCACAAAAAUGGCAAAGAAAAAGUCUUUGAUGGACAUUCCUGAAGAUCACAGUGAACUGGAUUUUGUUCUCAGGAUUUGUGGCAGAGAUGAGUACAUUACUGGAGAGACACCUAUCAAAGAUUUUCACUGGAUAAGGCAGUGCCUUAAGAAUGGGGAAGAAAUUCACCUUGUCUUAGACAAUCCCCCUGACCCGAAAGAGGAUGAGGUUCAGAAGGAAGAGUGGCCCUUGGUGGAUGACUGUACAGGAGUUACAGGGUAUCAUGAACAAUUGACAAUAGAUGGAAAAGAUCAUGAGAGAGUCUUCACUAUCUCUUUGUGGGAUUGUAAUAGGAAAUUUAGGGUGAAAAUAAUUGGCAUUGAUAUCCCCGUUUUACCAAGAAAUACUGAUCUUACAGUGUUUGUGGAGGCCAACAUUCAACACGGGCAGCAGCUCCUUUCGCAGAGGAGGACUUCAUCGAAGCCUUUUACUGAGGAAGUUCUGUGGAAUAUUUGGUUGGAGUUUGAUACCAAAAUCAAGGAUUUGCCUAAAGGAGCACUCCUGAAUCUUCAGAUAUAUUGUGGCAAAGCACAGGGACUGUCCACAAAGGCAAACCUUCAGUCACAUGAAUCCCCCAACUCUGAUUCAAAAUGCAAAACUCAGCUUCUCUAUUAUGUAAAUCUUUUGUUGAUAGAUCACCGUUUCUUGCUACGAAGUGGGGAGUAUGUGCUCCACAUGUGGAAAAUUCCAGGCAAGGGGGAGGAACAAGGAAGUAUCAAUGCAGACAAACUCACAUCAGCAACUAACCCAGAUAAAGAAAACUCAAUGGCUAUCUCUAUUGUGCUGGACAAAUAUUGUCACCCAAUUGCCUUGCCCAAGCACAGGAUAACAUCAGACCCCCAAGGGGAUAGGACUCGAGCUGAAAUGCCCAACCAGCUUCGCAAGCAGCUUGAAGAGAUCAUAGCAACUGACCCACUUAAUCCACUUUCUCCUGAGGACAAAGAACUGUUGUGGCACUUCAGAUAUGAAAGCAUAAAGCACCCCAAGGCAUACCCUAAGCUGCUUAGCUCUGUGAAAUGGGGACAACAAGAAAUAGUGGCCAAAACAUACCAGUUGCUAGCUAAAAAGGAGGUUUGGGAUCAAAGCACUUUAGAUGUUGGACUCACACUGCAACUUCUGGACUGUAACUUUUCAGAUGAAAAUGUCCGAGCAAUGGCAGUUCAAAAACUGGAAAGUUUAGAAGAUGAUGAUGUUCUUCAUUAUCUUCUACAGCUUGUGCAGGCUGUGAAGUUUGAGCCAUAUCAUGACAGUGCAUUAGCCAGAUUCCUGCUAAAACGGGGUUUGAGAAACAAAAGAAUUGGUCACUUCUUGUUUUGGUUCUUAAGAAGCGAGAUUGCCCAGUCCAUGCAUUAUCAACAGAGGUUUGCGGUCAUCCUAGAAGCUUAUCUUAGGGGCUGUGGAAAAGCAAUGCUACAUGAUUUCAUGAAGCAGGUUCAAGUAAUUGAAUUGCUGCAUAAAGUCACAAUGGAGAUAAAAUCAGUUUCCGCAGAAAAGUAUGAUGUCACUUCUCAAGUUAUUGCACAGCUGAGGCAAAAGCUUGAAAAACUGCAGAACAGCAAACUUCCAGAAAGUUUUAGAGUUCCAUAUGAUCCUGGGCUAAGAGCAGGAGCUCUAGUGAUAGAAAAAUGUAAAGUAAUGGCAUCUAAGAAGAAGCCCCUUUGGCUUGAGUUUAAAUGUGCAGAUCCAACAGCUCUAUCAAAUGAAACCAUAGGCAUAAUCUUCAAACAUGGAGAUGACCUUCGUCAGGACAUGCUUAUUUUACAGAUUCUUCGAAUUAUGGAAUCCAUUUGGGAAGCAGAAUCCUUGGAUCUCUGUUUGUUACCGUAUGGUUGUAUUUCUACAGGGAACAAAAUAGGAAUGAUUGAAAUUGUGAAAGAUGCUACAACAAUUGCCAAAAUUCAACAGAGUACAGUUGGCAACACUGGUGCAUUUAAGGAUGAAAUACUAAACCAGUGGCUCAAGGAAAGAUGCAUGAUUGAAGAGAAGUUUCAGGCAGCUGUGGAAAGAUUUGUGUAUUCUUGUGCUGGAUACUGUGUGGCAACCUUUGUACUUGGAAUAGGAGACAGGCACAAUGACAACAUUAUGAUUACGGAAACAGGCAACCUUUUCCAUAUUGAUUUUGGCCAUAUUCUUGGGAAUUAUAAAAGCUUCCUUGGAAUUAAUAAGGAAAGAGUUCCUUUUGUGCUGACUCCAGAUUUUCUGUUUGUCAUGGGGACUGCCGGAAAGAAGACAAGUCUCCAUUUCCAUAAAUUUCAGAGGAUCAUCUUUGGGAAUCUGUCAUUGCAAAAGCACACUGAAGCAAGGGCGAAGAGUGGCUUCUUACAAGACCAGAGACUUGAAGGUCCCGUGGAGACUGACACCAGCAGGCCCCAUAUUCCUUUUCUAUACUGGGCCUACAAACUGCAUGUGGAAAAAGAACAAUGAACAUCCAAGAAAAAGAAAAUUAUCUCCUUCUACCUCAUGUUUCCCGAUAAAGAUUUACAUGAGCUGCAGAGAUCUGUCCGUGGAGUAUUUUUAUGACACAGCCACCCACAUAAAUGCUGGGAAAAAACCCAACCUAUGCAGAGUGGUCUUUAGUUAAUGCAAAACUUAUCCUCACAGUCCUUAAGUACUGGUGUUACCAGGACUAUCACAUGAGAAUAAAAACGCAUUUGACUGGAAAAGUGGAAAUUUCUUAAUGCAGUUAGUGCAGUAGUAACAGAAACACAGCCCUUCUCGAGGGUGACCAAGACUCAAAAAACGGGCCACCACAGCCUAGUUAUCCCAGCUGGUGUCAUGUAUGCAUCCUAUCCAAAGUUGUGAUCAAUCUAGCUAGUGGCAUCAGCAACUGUACCUGCUGAGAAGCAAGUUACCUGCUUUCAGCACUGCUCAUAAAGCAAUACUUCAGAGAGCACCCUUUAGUAUAUCGUCUUCGCAAGAGAUAGGCCAAUAAAAAAGAUAUACGGAAGAGUAUCAUAAUUGCAAUAUCCUAAUUUACAACAGCAUCAAAGAUAAAGCACAAGAAAUAUCUAUUAGUGUUAUUUACAAGAUCAAGAGAAUAUAAUAUGAAACUGAAUCACAGGAAAGCAAUUAAAAGCACCAGUUUGUCAAAAAGACACGGAAACCAUACUACAGCUGGGGACAACCCGCCAGGAUCUGUUUAAUACAGCAGAUACCACAUAGUUCACAGCAAGACCUUCCAAAAAAAAGGAUACCACAACCCUUGAAAAAAUUUGACCACCACUAGAAGAAGACAAGUUGCUGGCACCAGUGAGAACAGCACUGUUACAGGGAGAAGCUCCAUGAGUGCAGACAAGGGCACAAACAUCCAUAUAGCAAAGCUUCUGUUCAAACAGGGAAAGGAAAUUUUUGUAGAUCUCAGAAAUUUCACAAAUUCACAAAGGGCAUGAUUUAAAAAAUGUGAAAGUAUGGCAUGAAAACAUACAGAGGUCCAUAAGAAAAAAAUACCAUGACAGAAGGCUGAAAAAAAUCCCAACAUUUGGAGAAACACAAACAGAUAAUUCCCCCAAACUGCUCAGUGCCUACUAGAAAUGAAGAUAACAUGACACCAAUGAGACAAUCUUUUAGGAAAAUCAGUCCUUUAGGAGAAUUUAGAAAAUCUGGUUAACUUGCAGAACAACAAAGUAUUCUUCGCUACCAAAGACUUUUGGAAGGAAGAAACAAAGUUAACUCUAGAGUAUGGACUGCAGAAACAGAGUGCCUGGUCAUUACAACUAAAAUACCUCAAUUGCUCUGAAACUCGGGAGACCUCUCAGAAUAGUAAACACAGGGAAAGAUGGGCCAUGCACUUCCCCAUCAAGAAUGAUCAGAAAUGGUUAGAGACUAUUCCCUUCAUUCAAAACACCAGAACCAGACCAGAACUCAAGAGGCUUGAUGGCAAUGCCUGAUGCACCCAACAGAGCACAGCAGGAGUUGGCGGCUGCUCUUUCUUAACUCAGAGGAAACCAUUACCUGCUGAUAGUUGAUUACUAUGUUUAUUUUUCAAACUCAAUCAAACAACAUAGGAGCCGACAAUACAGCAAAUCAGGCUGUGACAGAGCCCUACGAAGCUCCCAGGCUGUGAGGGGAGAGGUGUACAAUGCAAGAAACUUUACCUUCAGUAUAUUUUCAUGUCUAUGUAUCCCAUUUAUUCUCUACAAAUUUCUGGGAGCAAGAUGUUUCUUGUUAAUUUGCUGUGUACUUUUUCCUAAAAUCUAAAACAAAGCCUUAUACCAAGCUACAGUGACUGUUUGGCAUAGAAUGGGUGAGUGUAGGAAGCCUGAUGUUAGUACCAAGCCCAGUGGAAGAAUCCAGCUCCUGCACAUGGGCUGUAUUGGCGUCACCCUGGCUGCCUGAUUGAGAAACCAACCUACAAAAAGCUUUUCUAGCACUUUUACCAACACCUAACAUUAACACACGCUGACUUGUUGAAAUGAGUAUGAGUAAGUGCAAGAAAUAAAAGGAAGGUGCUAUCUGCCACUAGUCUUCAACAUUUUUCAGCAGGAUCUAGCCCAGGAAUUAAUCUGUGCUCAAUGGUUUUCUUGAUUAAAAAGGCCUGUAAAGAAGGGACAGCUGGCAGUCGAGAUGCAACAGGACAAGUUCUUGCUAGAGUCUUCUUUCAGUCCAAAUGACAGCAAGGCCCUGAAAGCUGAGAGCUGGGCUGAAAAACCCUUGCUGUACCUUAGUUUCUUGACUUUUGCCCAAAUUUAAAGCAUCUUUUCCUUAAUGUUGACCAAGUUGUCUGUAAGGAAAACAUCAGAACUGUUCCUGUAAAAGUAGGAGUGUGCAUUAGCUUACUCUUGAGUGCCUACCCUCCAACAACUGGUUUGUGGCUCGCACUUUUCUUAAUGCUACUUUAUUCAUGGAAAAAGGGCUCUGCUGGAAGAUGCAAGCAAAUACCUUCCUAGCAGAUGAGUGGACUAGAGAUGGUUUAUGACUUGGAGAAUGUUUAUACCCAUGAGUCACCCUGUGGCAGUGUUUGCUAGUUAAGGGAUCUGCAGUGAAUUUAUUCAAGUAAUGGUCAACAACAAACAUCUGAGGGAUUUAACAGAUCUGUACAGGAUGGAUGUUUCAGACAUGCACAACCCGCUUUCCAUAUUAUUCUUGGCCCAAUGGGCAGGAAGCUGAUAAAGAUACAAGAAUAGUCGAUCAGCUACUAAUCAAAGCAAAUUAAGGUUGUCAAGACCUUCCCUCAGUUUACUGAACUACUGAAAAUAAGCAAAAGCUGUGAGUUGUUUCUAAUGCCAAGAGUUAUUAAUCAACAUUUGUUCACUGGAAGACAAGCUAGAAAUUGUACUAUAAUAAAAAGUGUCAAAUCUAUUAAAACUUCCACAAGAAAUGUCAGUAUUGCGACAAGAAGCCUAGUAAGAUGAUCUGUCCUCAGAGUAAUUAAAUCAGCAGAACAACCUAAUUUUUAUGCACACAGAAGGGACUUACAGGGGAAAAGGAAAAUCCUUGCUCGUAGUUGUGCAAUAUGCUGCCAGCAAUACUGAAACAGCAAAUGAAGAGAAAAUGCAUGCAAUAUGAGCAAGUCCUGGGUACCUCCUGCUUAGAAUAUAGAAAACUCCAAUACAGCCAAUCCAAGCACAAGCAAUUUUUCAUGUUUUGGCUGUAGCUACAAGAACCAAAAGCAACACUUACCUCAGGUGGAAGAGAAGAUUUAAAUGCCCGAGUGAAGGAUUAUGGUACAUUUUGACAAUGUUUUAAAGAAUACUUCCAAAAUUCCUUUGCUUAUGAGAAUGUGUGGCAAGACACAAGCAAAUAGUCAUACGGAUUUUUUAAGCGAGGACAAGGAAAUUAUAGAGUCCUCCUUAAUCUUUUUUUCAUGUGCCUUGAGCGGAGUUGUUCUGAGCAGAGCGUGUGUUUGAGAAGUUUUGUUAACAAAAAGCCUGUUUUAGCUCAUCCCAUAUGGAUUUCCAUUCCUUCACACAGCCUAAAUAAAGGCAAUAAAAUCA